Messenger RNA from [Torrubiella] hemipterigena, 3290 nucleotides. Lineage: Eukaryota; Fungi; Ascomycota; Sordariomycetes; Hypocreales; Clavicipitaceae. The record is from the annotation of a GenBank genome assembly.
CGAAAGGGGAAUAAUGCGACGAGGGCAGUGUAGGGCACCUGUGCCGCACUCUAAUUGCGGUAGUGUUUUUAGCGGUGGCCAAUCAGCAGUGCAAAUUACAAGCUUGGUUGGCGGCGGAUCGUGCCGGCGGAUAUUUUUGGAGCUCCAUUGUCCGCUACGACAGAGAGCUGACUUGGGACGCUCAAAGGUACACAGCUGUAACCACAGCGCUGUUUAGCGAUCAGCAUGCCAAUCACGACUACAUGGACGUCAUUUCAGGGUUUGGUCCAAGACGACUGUAGCUUGGAUCCGGAUUCUGGGCGGGGGAGACGUCGUGUCAUGACGCCAGAUCUUGCGCAGCGACCUGGAAACCAAAACAAAACAUUGUCAGUCCACUGUGAACCACUAUAGUUUAUAGUGCUGUUAGGCCCCCAACCCACCCGCGGCAGUGAGACCACCCCAGCAUAUCUGAGACACACUCUUUUUCUCACCUUGCCAGGCUUUUCGUGGGGUAGCACUGUACCUGCAGCACAUCACAACACACUAGCAGAGCUAUUACUUUGCACCACGUUCGCUCCCUUGCUUGUCCCAUCAACCAUUCAUUUUUAACGUUUUUUUCUUUUCUUCUUUUCUUCUUUUCUUUUCUCUAUUCAAACCCGCCUCCGACUAGCUCAUUGUCUCUCUUUUUAUUUAUUUGUUUCUCUUGUUGUCCUCCACCGACUCAGCCUCCGCCCCCGCCUCGGCCAACUAACUAUCCAGCCAAAAACACCAAGAAAACAAGAAAACAACAAACACCACGCACCCCUGGCUUAGUGCCUACUGGUACCUAGCGCCACCAUCGACAGGACCCUCCACUAAGCCUCCCCCUUGCAAUCCCCUGUCCAACCGACCUGCGUACAGCUGGACCUGCUUGGUUUCUUUUUGCUGCGGGCAAUGAUUCAGGGCAGCAGCAGCAGCUGACUAUCUCCGUUCCUGAAAUCUUCUGGUUCAGGACUUUCUCUCCCCUUUAUCCUCACCUUCUUCCGGCGUGCCUACAAACUCUUAUACUUGAUAGGAAAAGGCACCUGGGCCGCCUUCAUGACGGCCUCACUGCUUCGAACCUGUGCUGCCGACUGUUCCCUGCACUUCUUUCAUGACCACCGCCGCCUUGCUCGCCCACUAUCCUCGGCUGGCGCAGCGUCCACAGCCGCUAUAUUAGCCCGCCCGUGGCUCCGCAACACCACUGUCAGGGCAGCCCCAUCGGUUCACUCGCCAAUACAACACCGCCAUCCCCGGCGACGCUCCAAACACCACCGCAACAAUUCGUUGACAAAAAUUGCAGCUUCAAUCGACUCGCUGGAUCGGUGUCGUAUUGAGCUGGACAUGGCCUCAAAUCAGGAAUUUAGGCGCAGACCCUCGGUCGCUGACAAGUCAUCCCCUAUCGACUCGAGUUCUCCUAUUUCCACCGCCACAACAACAACGCUCUUCUCCCCGACUCCUGAUAAAUCUUCACCAAAUGCUCCCACGAUAAACCAGCUCGCUGCCCGUCCUGCCAGAGUCAUCAGACACGGCAGACAUGGCUCCGAAGCUAUGCCGCCACCGCCAGCACCUAUGGAUGGUUCUUCAUCACGCACACGUAGGCAGUUUGGACAUGUCCGUGGUCACUCGACUACGUCUGCGUCUCGCCAUGCCAACAGAUUGUCGUUGACGUUGCCUAUCGUCAUCCCUCAGUCCGAUUCUGGCCGAUUGCCCACCUCGUUUUCUGCUUCUAGCAUCACGUCUAUUCCACAAAGCCCCGUCGACACUCCUGAUAAGCCUGACUUGUCUGAUCCUAACGAUUUUAUAAUAGCCAUCGCGGCGCAAGAACGCAAAGUACUGGAGCUACGCGAGGAACUCUCUCGAGCCGAAGCGGACUUAGUUGCUCUCAAGCGAAAAUGGGCUUCAAAGGAGGCCUUUAGUAAACGAGCCGAAACCUUACCUAUGGAGUCACCGUUAGCAACGCCGAUACCCGACGAGGCGGCAUCCCCCACGCGACAGAGCGUUGAUAUCGACCGAAGAAAGAUGCUAUUACAGAAUCAGACAUCCGUGCCUGCUACACCUACUCAGAACAGACGCCGUGUUCUGCGCGGCGGUCAUACCCGUACUCUUUCUCUCCUGUCACCAGUCCGAAAUGCACCAUCAUUUACGGUUCACGAAGAUAAUAGCAUCGACGUCCCACCGCCGACUCAGCAGGAGCCUCGCCAGCGGCCCGAAUCCCUCCAGGGCCCGCCGCUCGUAAAGCGAACAAGUUGGCAGCCUCGAACACAGCCUGUCCCUACUGGCGUGCCGCAGCUCGUGGAAGACUUUAAGCUUGGCCUACGCGCAUUUGUCGAGGAUAUUCGGCAGAUUACAGUUGGUGAUGAGCCAUCAAUCAGCCAAUCCUCCAAAACGGCGAGUUCGCAAGAACCGCUGAGCACCAGCCAACGGGAACCCAGCGCUGAAGCGGAACGGGCGAAGAGACGCUCGGCAACCCUGAGCAGCGAGCAAGUACACGGCGUAAUCGCUGCCCCUGCAAAAGCCAAGACGGUCAAGCAAAAGCAGUUUUCAUGGACGCCUCUCGGCUUUGACGCUCUCGAUGACGAUGAUUGGUCAAAUUGGGAUUCUCCAAUGUCCAAUAAGUCUACCCGAUGGAGUGGUUCAACAGCCCAUGGAGGUGCGACUGAGGAAAUAUACAACGCGGAAGCUGCAGAAGACGCGGAAACACCUCUUAAGGCUAGAAAGACUACAUCUAAUCCGCUACUGCCGCCAAAGUUUGAAGAAUUGCUUCCUAGCAUGGUAAACAAGCUCUCUCCGAGCAACAUUAAGCGAGCUACAAGCCACCUAAUGGAUGAAUGGGAGAAGUCGUUGAUCCCACCCGAAGAGCGAAACAAAGAAAACACACCAAAGAAUGCCGGAUCGGCGUUGAAUGAACCUUUGUGGCGAAGUUGCAUACACCACAACAGAGAACACGGAUUGGGACACUACACUUGAUUUAUAAACGCAUACACACUUGUUAUUUACAGCGUUGUUGGAACAGAUUGGAACAUAUGGAACCGUUAGCCACUGUGGUUGGCUAGCAUUGUCUUUUGUCAGACUGCUAGCAUGAUAUGAGGUUAACACGAAGCACAUGUAAAUGACAACGACAUAUAUGUAUAUUUGCUUUCUGGAUGAGGCGCAGAACUUUUGCAGUUUUGUACGCUUGUUGGAGAUUGAACGCUAUAUUUGAACGAAUGCUAGUAAAUUUACACUCACCAAUUGUCUAUCUUCAUCCUGUGUUACCUUUAAAGACCGGAGUAUAUAUACAGAUUCUCAAC